UGAGCAUGGAUGUUCAUCAUCUUUACAGUCAAAAUAAAACACUGAUCAAUACACAGAAUUUAUGUGGAGUGUAAGCAAAUUAUCCAGCCAUCGUAUUACAUAUAUUAUACAUUUAUUUUAGCAAGCAUGGGACAGAUUGAAUCGAUAGAGCUACUCAUUGUGAAUUAAAGUAACAAACUUGGCCUACUAGUAAUAAAAGAUUAUGGGUGAAAUACACUAAAGUAAAACAGAAUGACUACAGAGGCAGCAUCCCUUACUCAAGGAACUGCAAUCGAUGUUUCUGUGUGUGAGAAAGAUAGUUUAGAAGAUUUAAGGGUUGUCAAAGAUGUUACAGAGGGACCGACAUACACAAAAGAACAUCAAGAUGUUGCAGAGUAUAACUUGAAUUGCGUCAAUGAGGAUAGUCCAAACAAAAACAAAGCAAAUGGUCUAUGUGACGACAUCUACAAAACAAGUCAACGGACUUACAGUAGCAAAGGAAGUACGGAAAACAUAGACAAAGUCACACCAAGGGAUCCUUCAAGACAGUUUUCAGAAGAGGAAAAAAAGAACUGUUUCCUUCAGACAAAUAAUGCCUCUAAAUUAUUUGAUUAUAAAAUCAGAAGACGUCGCACUAUAGAUGGAGUAAAUGCAAUUCCUAAAGCGAGUUCCACGAGGGACCUGCAUCGCCAAACGUCUGACUUUGGCCGGUCAUUCCUUCCACGUCCCAAAGGGAGCACUUUGAAUCUCUCUUACUCUGGAGAAAGUCCUCCAUGUGUUCGUGAGACUUUAACUAGUAGACUGAGAUUUGAAAAGGGGCACCUGUCCCACGAACUGCAAAACUGUGACUGCAAUAACUACAUCACCCCAACACAACGCAAGGAAAUGGAAAUGAAGCAGCUUAAGAAAGAGGUCAAACAGCUAAAGAAAGACAUUGCAGAGAGGGUAGAGGAAAUUGACUUGCUGAAGAAAAAUAUUGACAAAGAGGCGGCAGAAAUUAUUGAAUGUAAAAAUACCAAAAUUAAAGAAAUUCGAGAGGAGCUUGAUUCUAUGACCAUUAGUCAGACUGAAUUGAAGUCCUCAUAUCACGAAGCGCUGGAAAAGGUAUCCUCCCUGGAAGAGACAGUUAAAAAUCUAAAGGCUGUAAUUGCUGACAAAGAACAAAGUAAUGCAGAAAUGUAUUAUGAAAUGUACCGAAAAGGCCAAGAGUCGGCAAAGUUUGAAAGGAAUUUUGAGAUUGAAAGAAUUGCCGCCAUAUCCGGUAAAGCAACGUCAGUGACAACUCGUGAACUGUUGGAGAAGCUGGUGGACACAGAGGCGGAAUUAGCUAAGUGGCAGUCAUUCAGACGCCAAGAGUCCUACGAAAGUGCCGAAAGACCAGAAACAGAGGCCGCUGCCAUUUUGAGGUUCCUAAAGGAUUCUUUUUACCAUUAUAUUACUGACCAGAAGCAGUCGGACAACCACCUUCGUGCCAUGAUCCGAAUAUUUAACUAUACAGAGCCCCAAAAGAAGAGAAUUGCCAGUGCCAUAGCGGAAAGGAUUAACAAGAAAAAUAGCCUAUGAAAUCAAUGAACAUUUUCAAUAUUUUACGUUUGUGGUCUUAAUGAGGAUAAGAACCAAAACUUUGAUUAUAUUCACAUGUAAAGAAAUUCCUGAAAGGGACUAUUUUAAAUUUUGUAAAGUAGGAUUCCCCCCAUAGACAGCUCCCCCUCUCUCCCCGGAAUCUGUACUCUAAAGUAGGACUUCCCCCAGAGGGGAAAUCUCACACUAGAGCCAAACUUCCCCCUCUUUCUUUCUUACAGCAGGAUUUCCCCUCUUUUGUCAAUGCUAAAAUCAUAUCGACAAUAUUUGGCUUAAAGUUUAUAU
Saccostrea echinata is the source of this 1845-nucleotide messenger RNA. RefSeq lists its product as uncharacterized. NCBI's taxonomy places the organism in Eukaryota, Metazoa, Mollusca, Bivalvia, Ostreida, Ostreidae. The record is from RefSeq and is a predicted model, not a curated record. Bases 232 to 1542 code for a protein of 436 amino acids. The transcript has 3 exons.